UAAGAAGAGUUAAGGCCGUGCCAAUGCCAGUCAAAGGAAGUGCGCACGCGCAUACAACGUACCAUUAAUAUUUAAUAAUUAUUUUAACAAUCAUUCUCAAAAUGAAAUCGGCGGUGAUUAAGUUAAGUGCCUUAUUGAUGCUGGCUUCCUGCUGCGUAGCCGAUGUUGGUGAAGCAAUUCAGAACAACCAGGUUGCAAAUCCAGUGACAGAAGUGUGUCUUGGUUGCCUGUGUCAAGCAGUGUCAGGCUGCAAACAAGGCCAGCAAUGCGACGGUGAUGCCUGUGGACUCUUCAAGAUAACCUGGGCUUAUUGGGCUGAUGCUGGAAAGCCCACUUUACUUGGCUAUUCGCCUGAUGCCCCUGAAGCAUACUCAAGCUGUGCGAACGACCCACACUGCGCUGCUCAGACUGUUCAAGGCUAUAUGAGGCGGUUCGGUCAGGACUGCAACGGAGAUGGCGUGGUCAACUGUUACGAUUAUAUAGCGAUACACAAACUUGGAGGCUACGGCUGCAAGGGUGAACUUCCCUACCAAUAUGUGAACGUGUUCAACCAAUGCGUCGCCGCUGUAGUGCAACACCAGGGACCGAACUAAAUUUAAAAAGAUGCUGAUUUAAAAAUAGAACUUUUCAGCACGAAGGACAUGGACUAGUUAUACGCAAAAUUUACUUUAUUCCAAUUUGAACAUAAUGCAAUGAAAUGUGUACAAACCACGGACUAGUAUAAAUUAUAAGGAUUUCGUGUCACUUACAUAACAGUGUAGCAUCAAAACAAGCCGAUUAACGUGUAAAUACAUAGCCACACGCACACAAUUACACUACUACAGGCCGAUAGGCGGCCAUUAUGAGAAUUGUCAUCGUCUGUGACCUUUGCGUCGCAAUAAAAUAUUUUAAAAAUGUCGUCGUGCGUUGUGAAAAAGUGUAAAAAUGAUACUUUAUAAAUAUUUGUGGCCAUAUAUGAUUAUUUAAGGGAGAAAAGAUUGUGUAACUAGUAUCUCCCGUAACCGCACACACACUAGCAUAUCUAAUCUUGCUAAUAUCCCGGCGCGGAGUCCUUAUUUUUUUACUCGUCCGUGGUACAAACUAAUAAAUUCUACAACCCGUUUUA
This is a messenger RNA of Leptidea sinapis, 1105 nucleotides long. RefSeq names its product lysozyme-like. Lineage: Eukaryota; Metazoa; Arthropoda; Insecta; Lepidoptera; Pieridae. The record is from RefSeq and is a predicted model, not a curated record. The transcript is spliced from 4 exons. The coding region runs from base 102 to 593 and encodes 163 amino acids. Gene Ontology annotation, molecular function: lysozyme activity.